AGAAGGCUAGCAUAUUCUUUUCAGGCUCGUAAUGUCUGGUCCCGAAUUUUAGUCACUCCCGGAGCGAGCUGCGGUCAGAGAGCGCCUCAAAUACGCGAACGCGAGCAAAUUUUCUAUCUGCUCCUCGUGAAUCCGCACGCGUUGAACGAAACACAAAUACGGCUCAGGAUGCCCUUGCUAGGAACAUGCAUCCCAAUAUUAAGCGGGGCGGCUGCAUGAUGUCAUACGAUCCCACGAAAGCACCGUGACUUCAUAUUCGUCCCUUGAUCAGUCCCUGAUCAACGCAUGGACAACAAUGGAACGCUUCACAGCUCUUGUAAUUUCCUUACUUUUCAGUACAACCGGUGCAAAACUGCAACGUAAUAAUUUUUCACCGAGCACUCGCAACAUACAUGCAUCUUCGAUCUACCAGACGACGGGUAAUGUAACUCCAGUUGCCGGACCUAGUCUAAGCCCCUGUUUCUCUUCGACCUCCGGUUUUCUCCUCGCUGGACCUAACGCGUCGGUUACUUAUGACUUCGGACAGCUCGUGGCAGGCCGCCCUACCAUCAAUAUCAAAUCCUCGUCAUGUCAGGGCACGCAGUGCUCAGAUUAUGGUCUUCCGUCAUUCAACUGCACAGGGGAUUGCCACGGCCUGAGGCUGGGCUACACAGAGUCCCCAUUAUUCAUUGACGACUGGGGAGGUAUGGACUGGACUACUUGGUACACAUUCCCUGAUGGCCCAUUAUACCUCCCUUUGGAUCAGCUGGGAAAAUAUACCAUCCCGGGCAAGUGGGCUAGAGGCAGUUUUCGAUAUCUCACCCUUUCGUUAGGGCCAGAGUCUUCAAAAGAUACAUCUGUCUCAUUCGAACUCUACAGUCUCCACUUCACAGCCGCGCCAAACAUCAAAGACGAAGACCUCGGCUCCUACACAGGCUACUUCACGAGCUCCGAUGAGCUCCUCAACCAGAUCUGGAAUGCCGGCGUAUACACCAUCCAACUCAACACCAUGUCUGCCAACACCUCGCUCAACAUAUCCUACUUCCUCCUCGGCAAUGGCUGGGCAAAUGAUGCGACAUCGACCAGUCUAUCCUCCAGCGACGUCUUCAUAGCCGACGGCGCAAAGCGCAAUCGUAAUCCUUGGUCCGCCGACUUCAGCAUCUUCUUCCGCUCCGCCCUCGUCUCGCAGAACUUCGAGAACAUGCGCGCGUCGCGAAACGGUAUCCAGGCGAACUUUAUCCUUCAGGAUCGUAAUCGCUCUAGUGAAACUUACGGGUAUUUCCCGUAUGCUGGGUCGCCACUUGGAGACGCAUUUCGAGAUAUUGGAGCGCUUGGGUUUCCCCUAUAUAGCUCGGACACGUAUCAGUGCUGGGCUAUGCUGUCGUUGAUGGAAUACUUCAUAUCGACGGGAGAUUAUGAAUGGGCAGAGACGUACUGGCCUCAACUCGUCCUAGGUAUCAAUGCCACAUUCCCCUUUCUUGACCCGGAUACGGGCCUCUUCAACGGGACACGGACGGUAGACUGGGGCCGGGAUGGGCAAGGAGGCCAGAACAUUGCUUUAAACGCCCUAUAUUAUCAUACCCUCACGACGGCCGCCAGGCUUGCUCCACGCUUUUCCGAUGUUGGUAACGGAGCGGAUCCCGCACUCUGGCUCAGCAUCGCCAAUCGCAUCAAACAAUCCGCCAAUUCCCUCCUCUGGGACGAAGAAGCCGGUUUAUUCAGAGACAACAUCACUUCUGCAGGCGCUCUCGUCUACCCCCAAGAUGGCAACGCCCUCGCAAUCCGCUACAACCUCACUCUCUCGCCCGCCCAAUCUCUCCGCAUCGCCGAGGCUCUAUCCCGCCGCUGGACUUCCUACGGCGCUCCCUCCGCCGAACUACGUGGCUACAUAUCUCCCUUUGCCACCUCCCACGAGCUCCUAGCUCAAUUUGCCGCCCGUCCAGGCGACGCAGAUCCGGCUCUGCACCUCCUGCGCACGCAGUGGGGCUACAUGCUGCGCGCUUUCAGUAACGAGACCUGCGUAGAGGGUUACGCGGAUGAUGGAAGCCUCGGCUACGGAUUCUACGGCGAUGCGCCGGCCUUCAUCUCGCUAGCUCAUGCAUUUAGUACGGGGCCGACGUAUGCGUUACAUGCGUACGUGGCUGGCCUAAGGGUUAUCAAGGGUUUGGACUUUGAAGAGGAUGAAAGGGAUUGGGCCUGGAUGCCAGCAGUCAACGACGCUGGGGUGGACUGGGUAAGGGGCGGGUUUGUGGCACCCGGUGGCAGGACGUUUGAUGUAGAGUGGAGGGUUGAUAGGGAAGCGGAUGUGUUCUGGGGAUGUGUGAUAGCACCGGCUGGGGAGGUAGGCGUCGUGUAUGUGCCUAUGGUGCAACGAGGUGACGGAGGCCUGCAGAAACUACUUGUUAAUGGGACGGUUAUGCCGGAUACGGCCGUGGACGAGAGCGGUAUGUAUUACCGAAUUGAGCGAGUGCCGGGUGGGAGAACGGAGGUCGAGACAGUGAUCUCUCCUUAUUAGUGGGUGAGAAAUACUAUCAUUGCGUUGCUCGCUCACAUAAUUCGCUUCCCCAGGCCUCACAGUCUUAACG
Trematosphaeria pertusa is the source of this 2564-nucleotide messenger RNA. Its product is annotated as glycoside hydrolase family 78 protein. The record is from RefSeq and is a predicted model, not a curated record. The transcript has a single exon. The coding region runs from base 296 to 2494 and encodes 732 amino acids. Lineage: Eukaryota; Fungi; Ascomycota; Dothideomycetes; Pleosporales; Trematosphaeriaceae. Gene Ontology annotation, biological process: carbohydrate metabolic process.